Molecule: messenger RNA, 2190 nt
Organism: Alternaria incomplexa
Lineage: Eukaryota; Fungi; Ascomycota; Dothideomycetes; Pleosporales; Pleosporaceae
Exons: 4
Coding region: 1-2190 (729 amino acids)
Cellular component (GO): cytoplasm
Molecular function (GO): glycosyltransferase activity
Source: RefSeq, a predicted model, not a curated record
AUGGCACAACCACUGGAAGAUGCGUACAUCACGCUUCUUAUGAGCGAUUCCUACCUACCAGGCGCAGUCGUUCUUGCAAACUCUCUGCGCGAUGCCGGCACCACCAAGAAGCUUGCCGUGCUCGUCACGAUGGAGACCCUUUCAGCUGAUACCAUUUCGGAGCUCAAGACGCUCUACGACUACCUGAUUCCCGUCGAGCGCAUACGGAAUGCCAAUCCUGCGAACCUCUAUGUCAUGGGGCGACCUGAUCUGGCCUUUGCGUUCACGAAGAUUGCCCUGUGGAGACAGACUCAGUUCCGCAAGCUCGUGUACCUCGACGCAGACGUGGUAGCGCUGAGGGCGUUGGACGAGCUGUUCGACAUCGAGGCGUCGUUUGCUGCUGCUCCAGAUAUUGGCUGGCCAGAUGCUUUCAACAGCGGUGUCAUGGUCAUCACGCCAGACAUGGGCGAGUACUGGGCACUGCAGACUAUGGCAGCGACUGGCGACAGCUUCGAUGGCGCAGACCAAGGCUUACUGAACCAGUACUUCGAACACCGUCCGUGGCAGCGAUUGAAGUUUACCUACAACUGUACGCCAAAUGCCGAAUACCAAUGGGAGCCCGCAUACCGCCACUACAAGCGCGACAUUGCCGCGGUCCACUUUAUCGGCAAGAACAAGCCCUGGAUGGCCCAACAUGCGGGAGGGAAGGGUGUCUAUGGAGAACUGGUAGCGCGAUGGUGGGCGGUGCAUCAAAGGCAUCUGCACAAGGCGAAGGGCCAACGAGCUGGUGAGGGAAAGAGCACUCUUGGUGACUCCAUGCUUUCUUCCUCUACUCCUGCCCCUCUCGAAGCCUCCGCCGUUACGACCGAGCCUCCCAUGACCGAAUUUGAAGAUGAGAUUCAGAAUAUUGACCAAGGUGUGAUAGAACCAACCCCCACGGUCGAACAACGCAAGUUCUCUGCGCCCGAGAUGCAAUGGGACGCCACCAAGUUUGAGCCACCAGCGUCAUCGAGACCCGAAGCUGCCAACUUCCCUACGCAAACGUAUGCCUUCAGUGAUAGCCGAUCGCUCUUCAAGGCACCACGAGCCUAUCCCGAUGCGCCGCGAGACAUGUGGUACCAGGUUCCAGAAACGAGGGAAGCGCCCAAGGCCAUCUUCCCAUGGGAGCAAGAGGUGGAUAGACCUAAGCCGACGCGUGUGUUUGCCGAGGACUUGUCACCACAGCCAACCCCUCAGGUGAUGUCGCCAACACAUGCUUUCUCAACCACACACUUCGACGAGAGCGAUAAGGUCGCUCCAGUCGCAGCCGAAAAGGUUAGAAAUAUUGGUAAUACUAUAGCCUCGAGCUCUACUGACCAAGGCUGGCAGUCUUAUCAAAACAAUAGCGGCAACGCCUGGGAUAAUGUUCCAGGCAUCGACAGCUAUGUUCGUGCCAUAUCGGAUCUGAGUGGAAUACGGGGUAAGAACCAGUCGCUACAACAGACCACAGGCACGGACGACAUUAGUUCGCCUAUAUUGGAUCGCAAGCAACGCCGUGAGAGCUUAGUCCUCACCGACUUCCCGUCCGCAGUGGAGCGACCGAGUCUUCCUGUAACACCUGCGCCGGUUCGUCGUCCAAUGUUCUGGGGCGAAGAGAGGAACCAGACAGGCGAGCUACCUUCUGCUACAGGAGUGCCGGAUCAGACCGAAUGGAAUCCUGAGGAGAAGCUUGACCAGUUACGGCGGUCAUCCCUGAUCGAAUUCGAGCACCUGAAGAAAGACGAGCACCCAAACCCACCAAUGCGUGCACUUCCCGAGCACUCAAUUGCCGGGGAGGAGAAGACUGGCACUUCGUUUGGACUUGAUGGAGCGAACGAUCAGGGCAUUCCCGGAUCUUUCCCAAGCGUUGUCGAGAAAGACUUUGCUAGCAGCGACCCUGCACCAGACGUGCGACCGAGUUCCAGUGAUCGUUCCUUCGCACAUGGGGACGAGAGCUCUGCGCCCCAGCACUACUCCCAGCAGGACUUUUCCUCUGGAUCUUCCAGCACCUUUGGGCAGAACUUCUCAAGCUCGACAUCGCAGGUAACAUCCACGGAACAGACUACCAGUCAGUCUUCGCAAUCAGUCCAGGCUGGAGGCAUGACUUUCACUGUCCCCGUCUUCGAGGAGGGUACUUCAGCUGACGCCCAAGCCGCUGGGGAUGAUCUCAGUCCGACACAGAGUCGGACCUAG